AUGGCCGACAACCAGAUCUCUUCCAACAUGCUGGACACUACCGGACGGCCUCGAACCCCAUCUCUGCCCACUCCAGUCGGAUCCAAAACCCCUCCUACCAUCUCAAGCAAGCGGUUCCUGGAUCGACCAGAAACCUCCAGCGCCAUGCAGCGAGCCACCGAAGCAAUGGAAGCCGAUGCUUUGCAGCGAAGAUUAAAGGAGAUUGAAAAUGCUGGGCGGCCAAGAGACAGAACCCCAGGCCGAAGCCCUAGUCGUAAGCGACAGCGUGUAUAUGGAGAUCGAUUCAUCCCCAACAGGGACGGACAGGACCUACAGGCAAGCUACAGCCUUCUGCAUGACGACGGAUCACCUGCAACCCCAUCAAGAUCGAAGAAGAAGACGCCUCACGGUGAACUCCAUUUCCAGAGAACAGAAGAAGCCAACAGAACGUAUUCCAAAGUCCUCCGCAAUGAAUUGAUGGGCGACUCCGUGCCUCAAGAUUACCGAUCUCUAUCACCAGACGAACUAUUUGGCCGACGACAGACACCCCCAGGCCUACCAUCAGCCUCCGCCGUACCACCGGCUUCCAUUACUCCUACAACUCCCCACAAAAACAUGUUCUCAUAUAAGUCCCCGCAAAAACUGAUAGGAUCUGGCCAUCCUACACCGUCAUCUAGAACUGGUAAACAUCCUGGCAUAAUCAACCUAAAUGCGAGGUCUGAUUUAUACUCCAUCUCACCUAUCAACUACUCCUCACAGUCCAUUUUACAAACACCCCGCAAACAACCUCGACCCAUAGCCAAAGUCCCGUACAAAGUAUUGGACGCUCCAGAAUUAGCAGACGACUUCUACUUGAACCUGGUGGACUGGGGCUCAGCCAACAUCCUUGGUGUUGGCUUGGGCUCCUGCGUCUAUAUGUGGAACAGUGCUACUGGGAAGGUCACACAGCUCUGCAAGUUGCCCGAUAACGAUCUGGUGACAUCGGUGGCGUGGAUUCAACGUGGUUCACAUCUCGCCAUUGGAACUCAUAAAGGGUUUGUUCAAAUCUACGAUGCCGAAAAAUCUAGGAGGUUACGGACCAUGACAGGUCACUCCGCUCGUGUUGGCGCACUGGCUUGGAAUGACCACAUAUUGACAUCAGGGUCAAGAGAUCGAUUGAUUUACCAUAGAGAUGUCCGAAGUCCAGAUCAGUAUUUACGUCGUUUGGCAGGUCACAAGCAGGAGGUAUGUGGCUUACGAUGGAACACCGAAGACGGCCAGCUUGCGUCGGGCGGAAACGAUAACAAGCUUUGUGUGUGGGACAAGCUUUCCGAAACACCAUUGUACCGAUUCUCGAACCAUGUAGCGGCGGUCAAAGCAAUCGCUUGGAGUCCUCAUCAACAUCACCUUUUGGCGUCUGGUGGCGGAACUGCAGACCGGUCCAUUAAAUUUUGGAACACCUCAAAUGGAACCCUCGUUAAAGAGGUUGACACAGGGAGUCAGGUUUGCAACUUGGCCUGGAGCAAGAACAGCGAUGAAAUAGUCAGCACUCACGGGUACAGUCAGAAUCAGAUCGUGGUAUGGAAGUAUCCAAAGAUGGAGCAAGUCGUCAGUCUAACUGGCCACACAUACCGUGUUCUUUAUUUGAGCGCAAGUCCAGACGGCACCACUGUUGUGACAGGAGCGGGAGACGAGACUCUCCGCUUUUGGAGAGUAUUCGGCAAGAAGGGUAACGAGGGAAGAAACAGUGAUGGAAUGUCGGGUGGUCGGUUGGGAGAUUGGGGCUCCAUUCGAUAA
This is a messenger RNA of Exophiala aquamarina CBS 119918, 1755 nucleotides long. Its product is annotated as cell division cycle 20-like protein 1, cofactor-APC complex. Lineage: Eukaryota; Fungi; Ascomycota; Eurotiomycetes; Chaetothyriales; Herpotrichiellaceae. Gene Ontology annotation, molecular function: anaphase-promoting complex binding; ubiquitin ligase activator activity; protein binding. The record is from RefSeq and is a predicted model, not a curated record. Bases 1 to 1755 code for a protein of 584 amino acids. Gene Ontology annotation, cellular component: anaphase-promoting complex. Gene Ontology annotation, biological process: positive regulation of ubiquitin protein ligase activity; positive regulation of anaphase-promoting complex-dependent catabolic process; anaphase-promoting complex-dependent catabolic process. The transcript has 2 exons.